AGACAGCCCCAGCCCCAAGAGACAGCGCCUCUCCCACACGGUCUUCGAGUUCCCGCCCGUGUCGCCCGCGCCCUCGCCGCCCAUGCGACCAUGGGAGCUGACAUCGCAUCGGCAGCCGCCGGCAGCGCGGCCCGGCCAGCACCUCUUCCCGGGGGAGCGGUGCCACACGCCUGCACGCAGCAGGAGGAGCCCUCCUGUCCGGCGUCAGAGGGCAAGGAGAGACCGCCUGCCGCGACACAGCUCCGCUAACCAGGAUGAAAACUUCCACCACCUCCCCUAUGGGCAGCAGCCGGCAGCAGAGGAGCCACGAGCCUUCCAUGCACCCAACGUGUCUCCUCGCUUGCUGCACCCUGCCGCUCAUCCGCCACAGCAGAACACUCUUGUGGUUGACAUUCAUGAGCAGCUUCAAGGCCCAGUGCCGGUCUCGUACACAGUGACCACCGUGGCGCCGCACGGGAUCCCACUUUGCACGGGCCAGCACAUCCCGGCCUGCAGCGCGCAGCAGGUCCCGGCUUGCUCCGUGGUGUUCAGUGGGCAGCACCUUCCCGUCUGCAGCGGGCCACCCCACAUGCUUCAGGCAUGUUCGGUCCAGCACCUACCAGUACCGUAUGCAGCAUUCCCACCCCUCAUUUCUAGCGAGCCGUUCCUUUUGCACCCUCCCCACCUCUCUCCACACCAUCCUCCUCACUUGCCACCUCCAGGGCAGUUUGUUCCUUUCCAAGCACAGCAGUCGCGAUCGCCACUUCAAAGAAUAGAAAAUGAAGUAGAGCUGCUUGGAGAACAUCUUCCUGUAGGAGGUUUUACAUACCCUCCCUCAGUCCAUCCACCAACAUUGCCUCCCUCAGCUCCUCUCCAAUUCUUAGCCCACGACCCUUUACACCAGGACGUGUCAUUUGGUGUAUCCUACCCAGCGUUUGUGCCGCGACGGCUGCCGGGCCGCAGCAGGUACCGAUCGCAGGCGCCGGUGCCGCCGCAGCCCUACCCUGCCAGCCUGCUGCCCUACGUGCUUAGAUCAAUGCUCCCAGUGCCACCGGCAGUUGGACCAGCUUUCAGCUUUGAGUUGGAUGUGGAAGAUGGGGAAGUGGAAAACUAUGAGGCACUGCUGAACUUGGCAGAACGUCUGGGAGAAGCAAAGCCCCGAGGCCUGACCAAGGCAGACAUCGAGCAGCUUCCAUCGUACCGGUUCAAUCCCAAUAGCCACCAGUCAGAACAGACCUUGUGUGUAGUGUGCAUGUGUGACUUUGAGUCAAGGCAGCUACUUAGAGUCCUACCCUGUAACCACGAGUUCCAUGCCAAGUGUGUCGAUAAAUGGCUUAAGGCGAAUCGAACGUGCCCCAUCUGCAGAGCCGAUGCCUCAGAAGUGCCCCGCGACUCCGAGUGAGCAGGACGGGCUCCUGGCUGCGGCGGACACUCGUGCACGUGGGCGCUCUCUGCGAACACAGCCCUCCCUGCACACACCACGGGCAGCGGACCUGCUUUUGCACUGUGUGACUUAAUCGAUUAUAAAGCUUAUAAUAAUUAGUCUUCACAAUUAUGGGAUUGUUUUACUAACAGAGUGAUUGGAACUCCGAAGACUUUUUUUUUCUUUUGCUUAAUUUUGUGCGUGCACUAACAUUCCCUGGGUUUUGUGUGAUCAUUCCGAGUGUUGCUGCGAGAUUACAGUGGAUGUGAUCUUUAAGCAUGUGCUUUUAUAUAAAAGAGAAAGGAGAAAAAAAAAAAGUGGUAGCUCCAAACAAUAUAGCAAUCUACUUUACCUAGAGCCUUCCGAUACUGUGAGUGGGAGCAAAUGGUGCGAAUGAGCGUUUGCUUGUGCCAGGGUGCGAGGCUGGGCAUGCGUGUGCUUGAGAACCUGUAUACCAGCAUGUCCUGAGGACGUGUGCUAUUAAUUAUGCUGCAAUGUAUAACCUUGUGUGUUAUUUAAGCAGUACUAGUACUGUACACUGGUUUCUUUCCCUGUGUUUGCAGUUGCACACUGAAUGCGAUGGGUGCAGCAAUUGCAGGCGUUUAAUAAUCCCUCCCUGA
Molecule: messenger RNA, 2022 nt
Organism: Nothoprocta perdicaria
Lineage: Eukaryota; Metazoa; Chordata; Aves; Tinamiformes; Tinamidae
Gene: RNF38
Product: ring finger protein 38
Exons: 10
Coding region: 83-1381 (432 amino acids)
Source: RefSeq, a predicted model, not a curated record